ACUUGCAAAUACAAAACCGAGGCCAGCAAAGACGGUGGUGAAAACGCAGAUUGCGUUGUCGUUUAAAGCACCACAAAAUACAGUAAUCGAACUCUCUCCAUUGCCAACCCUUUCUAUACUUCUUUCUCUGUUAGUGGAGAAUUUUCUUUGCUUCCUUUUGAUUUAUUCGCCAGUACAGACACACAAAGAGAGAGAGAGAGAGAGAGAGUGUGUGCGUGUGUGUGUAUAUAAAUAUCCAUUAUCUGUAGAAAUGGCAGCAGCGGUGGAAGAAGUUGUUCCGAAGAAAGCUGAAGCAGAGGAGGCACCAGCAGCUGUGGCGGUGAUGGGGAAGUCCAACGACGUCGUUAAGCAUGAGCCUGCUGCAAAGAUCCCUGAUCCCAUAGCCAAGACAGGCUCCAAAGGAUCCCUUGAUAGAGAUGUUGCUCUUGCAAAGCUCGAAGAUGAGAAGAGGUUGUCAUAUAUCAAGGCAUGGGAAGAAAGUGAAAAGACCAAAGCCGAAAACAAGGCACAGAAGAAGCUCUCAGACGUUAAUUCGUGGGAGAACACGAAGAAGGCUGCUCUUGAGAGCGAGCUAAAGAGCAUUGAGGAAAAAAUGCAGAAGAAGAAGGGAGAGUACGCGGAGAAGAUCAGGAACAAGGUCGGACUAGUGCACAAGCAGGCCGAGGAGAAGAGGGCCCUGGUUGAAUCCAAACGCGGAGAAGAGCUACUCAAAGUUGAGGAGACCGCUGCAAAACUCCGUGCAACGAAUCAAGCCCCGCCAAAGUCCUGCGGUUGCCUCGGUGGCUAGAAAACAAGUGAAUCUAUCAUCUAUCAUCUAUCACCACCAACAUCAUGUUUGAAUAUUGAAUCAUAUAACUUUGUUUUUGGCUUCUGUAUAGAUAGUGUCUUAUGCUGUGUGAUUCUACUACUAUGCUCUGUUAUGUCAUCUCAUGUCAUGUUGUCUUUUUUGGAUUGUAACAAGAAAACAAUUGUCUUGAAUAAGUCCACUGUUUGUUUGUCUUUUCCUA
Messenger RNA from Salvia hispanica, 1007 nucleotides. RefSeq lists its product as uncharacterized. The record is from RefSeq and is a predicted model, not a curated record. NCBI's taxonomy places the organism in Eukaryota, Viridiplantae, Streptophyta, Magnoliopsida, Lamiales, Lamiaceae.